Phycodurus eques (leafy seadragon) is the source of this 2197-nucleotide messenger RNA. It is a transcript of the gene rras, whose product is annotated as RAS related. Gene Ontology annotation, molecular function: GTPase activity; GDP binding; GTP binding. Gene Ontology annotation, cellular component: plasma membrane. Gene Ontology annotation, biological process: signal transduction. Bases 139 to 732 code for a protein of 197 amino acids. The record is from RefSeq and is a predicted model, not a curated record. The transcript has 7 exons. NCBI's taxonomy places the organism in Eukaryota, Metazoa, Chordata, Actinopteri, Syngnathiformes, Syngnathidae.
GUAGUCGCAGAAACACAACAGUUGAUGUUGGUCUUUUCGAUUCGCGAGCGCGCGCUCCAUUUACCUCCCUGGGCGUGCUCGUAAAGGUGACGUCAGGGUUACUCCCAAUGCCCAUAUAAGUUAUUAAAAAAAACGGCGAUGAGCGGAGACGAGGAAAGAUUCAAACUGGUGGUGGUGGGCGGUGGAGGAGUGGGCAAGAGCGCCCUUACCAUCCAGUUCAUUCAGUCCUACUUUGUGUCAGACUACGACCCGACCAUUGAAGACUCCUACACGAAGAUCUGCACUGUGGAUGGAAAGGAUACCCGGCUGGACAUCUUGGAUACAGCAGGUCAGGAGGAGUUUGGGGCAAUGAGGGAGCAGUACAUGCGCUCAGGAGAAGGCUUCUUGCUGGUGUUUGCACUCAACGACCGGGGGAGCUACCAUGAGGUCCAGAAGUUUCACACCCAGAUUCUUAGAGUGAAGGAUCGUGAUGAUUUCCCCAUGCUGCUGGUCGGAAACAAGGCAGAUCUGGAGCAGCAAAGAGUGAUCUCUAGGGAGGAUGCUCAGGCAUUUGCCAGAGAAAACCGGAUCCACUACAUGGAGGCUUCUGCUAAGAACCGCUACAAUGUGGAUGAAGCCUUCAUGGAGCUAGUGCGAAUUGUCAGAAGGUUUCAGGAGAUGGAGUGUCCUCCCCCUCCAGCUCAUCACGCUGGGAAACAGAAGAGCGGUGGCUGCCCCUGCGUCCUCCUCUAAGCACCGUUACUAUGGACACCAAAGCCUCUCCAGCUUGUCCAAAAAGAAGUGUGAGCAUUUGUGUGAGACAGUGGGUUAGAGCGAGGGAGAGACAGGAUUAAGGUGCCUCAUUUUACUACCGAAUGGUUUCAUUUGCACUUUUACCAAAAGCAACUUGUAAAUCAGUAUAGUGUAUUUUAGUCGAAAGGAAGAGCUUUCAACAGCAGCAGAAGUAGUUCUGUUGGUGACAUGGGAUAAUAAUGAUGUGACUGUGUAUAGUUACAGUCCAUAAAUAGAAAUAUCCACACAUUAUGGUGGGCUAUAAAUAUGUUGUUGCUGUUGUGGUAUUCGGGUACUAAUGUCAGCAGAGACAUUACCGUAAUCGGUACUCUAACUCCUGCCAUAAUGGUGAGUUAGUAUAAAGUAAAGUAAGUCAAUCCACAUACAGGUACAGUCAUGGAAAUGGUGAGUGUGGCACACCCAAUCACGAGACAUGUGCGGUCAUGUUCCAAGGCGCCCUGCAGGGGGUAGCAGAGCACAGCAACGCCAAAGCAUUGGAAUUGAAAAGUGAGCAAACGUCAAUGCCGCAUUAGAUUCCGUUCAUGUUUUUUUUUGUUUUUUUUUGGUGCCAUUUUUUUCAUUUGGGGUGCCAAAAAUUGCAGCCAGUGUGACUGCCUCAAACACUGUAAACGGAGCUUCCGACCAUUUCAAAAUAAAUUCUUGACAGUAUUAGUAUCAAGGGUUGAUGCAGGGGGGUGCACUCAACCACACAUUGCAGAACUACCAAACUCAUAUUCUGCAUUCAUGCAUUUCAAUAUCUGGGUGAUGGGCAACCAGCUUUUGGGUUGGUCACAUUUUCAGGAUUUGUUGUUUUGAGAAGUGUGGUAAAAAAUGUAUUUUGGGCAUGCAGUUUAUACCUUAUUCAAACCUUCAUUCAAUUCCAUAAAUAUUUGUAAAUGGUUCACAUGAACAUCUUGACCGAACAAGUAGACCGCUCAUCAUAGUUUAUUCGUGCUUAUGCUUUAUAUUAUGAAUAAACGGAAGGUUUCGUAUCUUAUCACGUGCUCUCCUUUCUAAAGGCACAAUGGAGGGACUUGGUAUUGUUAUCGCUCCUAUGCUGAAUGAAGCAACCAAGGAAAACGGAGGACUAGGCUACUGUAUGCAGCUGUACCACACUCGUGCUUUUUGUUAUGAAACGUAACCCCUUGUUAAUAUUUACCUCUUAGUCCUUGUCCACUUUACUGUGCCACUGACUGGUGUCUGCAUCUUCCUCUUGGGCAGUGUCUUUCCUAUUAUAAAUGCUGACGCACUAAAGCCAUUUCAUUUUUCAAACUGAAUUGUCCCCAGAACUCCAUUGAGUUGUUUACAAGGCAAAUGUGUUGUAUCUAAUUCGAUCAAUAACACGUUAAUAUAAAAUAAAAUAAAAUAAAUAAAUUUGAAUUUGUCUGUGACAUUUUAUAGGGAAUAAAUGUCUCCCAUGCUGAAA